AGCUAGCUGCAGUGUGUGUGUGCGGAGUCUGCGUUCUUUUUUCUCAAAUUUUAUCGAAAAGUCUCUGAUUCUCUGGAAUGGCUUCGGAGCCUAGGUCGGAGCUCUUUACGGGCUGGGGAUAUAUCCCUGAAAAGGUGAAGAAAGCACAGAAGAAAAUUGAGAUGUACAAGCAUGACACGGAGGCAUGGGGGAUUCUACUCAGAGAAGCACAGAGCCAGCCAGUGGAUAAAGCACGGCCUCUCUACGAACUCCUCAUCUCCUCCUUCACCAAUUCCGGACGCUACUGGAAGAUGUACAUUGAACAAGAGAUCAAAAGCAAGAACUAUGAAAAAGUAGAAAAGUUAUUUCAGCGAUGCUUGAUGAAGGUCCUCAACAUCGACCUGUGGAAGUGUUACCUGUCCUAUGUGAAGGAGACGAAAGGAGGUCUGGCGUCUUACCGUGAGAAGAUGGCUCAGGCUUACGACUUUGCUCUGGACAAGAUGGGCAUGGAUAUAUUCUCCUACCAGAUCUGGGCCGAUUAUGUCACAUACCUCAAGGGAGCGGAGGCUAAGGGUUCCUAUGCAGAGAACCAGCGGAUCACAGCAGUGCGUAGGGUGUAUCAACGAGGCGUAGUCAACCCCAUGGUCAACAUUGAGGUUUUCUGGAAGGAUUACUGUACAUAUGAAAAUGGAAUCAACCCUAUCAUUGCCAAGAAAAUGAUUGACGACAGAAGCCGCAGCUACAUGAAUGCCAGAAGGGUUGCCAAGGAGUAUGAGGCCGUAACCAAGGGACUCAAUCGCAACAAUCCGGCGGUACCCCCCUCAGGCACACUGGAUGAAUCCAAACAAGUUGAACUGUGGAAGAAAUACAUCAACUGGGAAAAGACUAACCCAACCAGAACCGAAGAUCAAACACUCAUGACGAAAAGAGUAAUGUUUGCCUAUGAGCAGUGUCUGCUAUGCCUUGGUCAUCACCCGGAUGUGUGGUAUGAGGCUGCCUUGUAUCUGGAGAACUCCAGCAAAUCCUUCGCAGAAAAAGGCGACAUGAACAAUGCCAAAGUAUUCAGUGACGAGGCAGCAGCGAUCUACGAGAGAGCCAUCCAAACGCUCAUGAAGAAGAGCAUGCUUAUCUACUUUGCUUACGCAGACUUUGAAGAGGGUCGGAUGAAAUACGAAAAGGUCCACAACAUCUACAAGAGAUUAUUGGCCAUUGAAGACAUCGACCCAACUCUGGUCUACAUCCAGUACAUGAAGUUCACUCGCCGAGCAGAAGGCAUCAAGACCGCCCGGGGAAUCUUCAAGAAAGCUAGGGAAGAUGCCAGAGUACGCUACCAUGUCUUCAUAGCGGCGUCUCUAAUGGAAUACUACUGCAGCAAGGAUCAACAAGUUGCAUUCAAGAUCUUUGAGCUGGGUCUGAAGAAGUACGGAGAUAUCCCAGAAUACAUCCUUUCUUACACUGACUACCUUUCACAUCUUAAUGAGGAUAACAACACAAGGGUAUUGUUUGAGAGGGUCUUGACAGCAGGGUCCUUGCCAGUGGAGAAGUCAGGUGAGAUCUGGCUGCGAUUUGAGGACUUUGAAUCAAGUUGUGGAGACCUAACAAGCGUCGUCAAAGUGGAGAGGAGAAGACUAGCCCUCUUCAAAGAAGAAUUCAAAGAUCGGGAAUCCAGCUUGCUCGUAGAUCGUUACAGAUACCUGGAUCUCUACCCGUGCUCAUCUGCUGAACUGAAAGCCAUUGGAUACAGAGAUCUUACACAGCGGCACACAGUUCAAGUUCUUCAAAAUCCAUCCAUCUCAAAAGAGGCGGGGCCAUCCACCGAGACCAAGGAGGAGGAAGGAGCUGAUGCUAAGAAGACAGAAUUUCCCACUCCUGAUUUGCAUCAGAUGUUGCCCUUCACCCCACGAUCUCAAGCCCCUCCUGGUGCUCAUCCUGUGCCAGGGGGUGUGUUUCCAUUACCUCUGGCAGCUGCUCAUGUUGUGUCGAGGUUACCCCCACCAGCCUGCUUUCAGGGUCCUUUUGUCAAAGUUGACAGCCUCAUGAAGAUCCUGGCGGAAUGCAAGAUUCCUGAGCCCAAGAUUGAGAACGUUGCUAUAAAUGGCGAGAUGGGCGACAACGAUGAGGAUGGAGGUGGGAAACGCAAACGCACAGGAGACAAGAACGAAGAUUCUGACGACGAUGAGGAAACGCAUAGCGCCCCCGCCCACGACAUUUACCGAAGCCGACAGCAGAAACGCGUCAGGUAGAAGCAGGAAUCAUGGCGAGUCUUCAUUUAAUAAAGAAUCAUCAGGUACUAGACGUCAUAACAGGUACAUGUACACGUGCAUCAAAAGCAAAAAUUGUGUCUAGACUUCGGACACUGUACAACGGAAUGCAGUGCAUGUGAAAAUUGACCAGUAUUUCACACCAUUGAAAAUCUCAGCAUUAAAUUUCCCUUGAUGACAGCCAAAAAAAGAGUAAGAUGUGUAAAAAAAAUUCCUCUGUGUGAUCGAGAAAUAUGCUAUUAUGUUUCAACACUCAGUUAACUUUCAACACUUCUUCUUGUUGAAAUAGGCAGCAGGCAUGAGAGGGUUAAAAAUUCUAGUUUUCAAAGAUUUGCAUACAUGAUUUCUUGACUUUCAACUUGAUGUCAUAUAAGAUGAUAGCCUCAUCAUUUACCACCCAUUUUAGACUAACGUUGCAGAGAAGCACCGAAUUAAAUUACUGUGAAGUUUUAAUUAAGUACACAAAAAGUUCGAUUUUUGCAAGGGGAGUGACUACAUGGAAAGAUUAACUGUUUCAAGCAUUGGUUGUAAUACCCGAUUUCAGGCUGGGUUCCAAAGUCUUGCUGAACCAAGAAGUAUUAGGAGCAACUCUUGACGACCACUAUAGAUUUUGGUUUCAGAAAGAUGAACUUAAAUAUCAGUUGUCCAUUGACAAAACUCUGGAGUUCUUACGAAUAACUAACAACCGAAAUAUUUCUAUGACCUAGAUGUGUAGUCACUACUAAUUAUUUCAAACAUCAUUCUUUAUUCAAAUCUUAGAAAUAUGUUGGUUUGGCGCAACUCUGUCACGCCGGUCUGAAACUGUUCAUCUGUCAGUGACAUCAAUUAUUAUCUGGUAACCUUACUGACCCAACUCACAUAUUGUCAAAAGCCAGGGUGUAAGUGGGGGGAGGGGGAGGGGGGACAAAGAAGUUAACUCAAAGGUCAUGCAUGGCCUUGGGCCCCUGAAGGCCAAAUAUUGCACUAUUUUUACCUUGUGUCUUGUUCAAUUCACGUGUCUGAUUAGCUUAACGGGUCACUUCCUUCAUUGUAGUGGACUACAGUUUUUGUUGUCAAGCAUUUCCAGUUUUUUUAUCCAACAAUCUUUAACUUUUAUCUGUUGUGGGAAUUCUUACUUUUCAACCACUUUUCUUGUAAAUACAUAUUUUCUCAAAGUUGCAUCCAGAAAACGCCACCUUUGAAAUUAACUUUUUUUCCCCUCAAAUUUAAUGGAAUAUUGUUAUGGGUUGUGAAUGCACUGGUUUCAUUUUUUGUUUUCACUACAAUACAGUGGAAGUUUUCAAUUUAGAUUCCCCUACUUUACAAUUUCUUCUUUACUUUGAAAAUGUUGUACAGUGACACUUGAAACUUUGUUCACCUUAUAUCUGCAGGGUGUGAUGUCUGACUAUACUCUGGAACUUUUUAAUUAGUUAAAUUUUUUUGUGUAAUAAAGUGCAAGUACAGAUUAAAAAAAAGGAAGAAAAAUUAAGUUG
Molecule: messenger RNA, 3712 nt
Organism: Patiria miniata (bat star)
Lineage: Eukaryota; Metazoa; Echinodermata; Asteroidea; Valvatida; Asterinidae
Gene: cstf3
Product: cleavage stimulation factor subunit 3-like
Exons: 20
Coding region: 78-2222 (714 amino acids)
Biological process (GO): mRNA 3'-end processing
Cellular component (GO): nucleus
Molecular function (GO): mRNA binding; protein binding
Source: RefSeq, a predicted model, not a curated record